This is a messenger RNA of Prunus dulcis (almond), 2091 nucleotides long. Its product is annotated as indole-3-pyruvate monooxygenase YUCCA2. The record is from RefSeq and is a predicted model, not a curated record. The transcript has 4 exons. Bases 184 to 1482 code for a protein of 432 amino acids. Lineage: Eukaryota; Viridiplantae; Streptophyta; Magnoliopsida; Rosales; Rosaceae. Gene Ontology annotation, biological process: auxin biosynthetic process. Gene Ontology annotation, molecular function: N,N-dimethylaniline monooxygenase activity; NADP binding; flavin adenine dinucleotide binding.
UGCGCAUAUUGGACAAGACCCAUCUCUUUGUACUUGCCAAUAUUCUCUUCAGCCUAAUCUCAUUGAUCAUUGGUCACCCUAAUUAAUCAGCUUUUUCUUCUUUAAUUACUAGUGCUAUUACUUCAAGGUGUGAAGUACAAUUAGUACUUGAUCAACUUUUAAGCACUAUAUAUUGCUGAUUUUAUGGACUAUUUGAAAGAAUUGGAAGGCAAAAGACUUCAUGAUCAUUUUGAAGCGAAGAUGGCCGCUAAAACUACAAGAAGGCUUAUAUUUGUUCCUGGGCCGGUCGUAGUUGGAGCUGGCCCUUCUGGUUUAGCUGCUGCUGCUUGUCUCAAAGAAAAAGGUAUUCCCAGCUUGAUCCUUGAAAGGGCUAACUGCAUAGCUUCGUUAUGGCAGCUUAAGACCUACGACCGCCUCCGCCUUCAUCUCCCCAAGCAGUUCUGUGAACUCAUACUCAUGCCCUUCCCUUCAGAUUUUCCCACUUACCCAACCAAACAGCAGUUUCUGGCUUACCUAAAUGCUUAUGCUGAACACUUUGAUUUGAAGCCUGUUUUCAAUAUGACAGUGGUGAGUGCAAGGUUUGAUAGCAGAUGUGGGCUUUGGUUUGUUAAGACUUUGGGGUUGAAAAAUGAGGAGACUGAGUAUGUUUGUCAAUGGCUGAUUGUUGCCACCGGUGAAAAUGCUGAGGAGGUUGUGCCGGAAUUUGAAGGGGUGGAUGAGUUUGGGGGGCCUAUUCUUCACACCAGCUCUUACAAGAGUGGUGAGUUGUUUAGGGGAAAGAAGGUUUUGGUGGUUGGAUGUGGGAAUUCAGGCAUGGAGGUGUGUUUGGAUCUCUGCAACUACAAUGCAAGCCCUUCCCUCGUUGUAAAAGAUUCGGUGCACAUCUUGCCGCAAGAGAUACUGGGAAUAUCAACUUUUGGAUUGUCCAUAUGGUUGCUCAAGUGGUUCCCCAUGCGCCUUGUGGAUCAUUUUUUGCUUCUUGUCUCACGCCUCAUGUUUGGUGACACUGCCCAGUUUGGCAUCAACCGCCCGGAGCGUGGCCCUCUUGAGCUCAAGAGCAUGACUGGCAAGACACCUGUUUUGGACAUUGGCACACUUGCUAAGAUCAAAACUGGCCACAUCAGGGUUUGCAAGGCAAUAAAGCAACUAGAACAUCAAACUGUGGAGUUUAUAGAUGGGAAAGUAGAGCAUUUCGAUGCUGUCAUUUUCGCAACGGGGUACAAAAGUAAUGUAACAUCUUGGUUAAAGGAAACAAACAUGUUUUCAGAAAAAAAUGGAUUGCCUCGGAAGCCCUUCCCAAACGGAUGGAAAGGGGAAUGUGGAUUGUACUCAGUGGGGCUUACACAACGUGGCCUACUGGGCGCUUCUCUUGAUGCAAGAAGGAUUGCAGAGGACAUUGAGCAUAGCUGGAAAGCUGAGGCCACGCAUUUCAUGGCCUUCACAGCUUGUGCGUUGCCACCAACACCACCACCACAGCCUUGAUUAUAUUAAGCAAAAACAACCUGCAUAUCAUAUACCGGCGGUGAAUAUCGAAAGAUAAUUUAUAAAAACAAAAAACAAAAUUAUUGAUCACUUUAUAUAUAUGCAGCUGCCUUUGACAAGACCGAGGAAUUUGGUUCCUUUUCUAUCUACCCAAGUAGAGCGUAGGAAGAAGAUAAGAAAAUAAAAGAAAAGAAAGCAAAGAAAAAGAGGGGAAAAAAGGUUGUGGGGUUGAAAAUGGAAGUUGGGUUCCAAUUCCAAUCAUUCAAUUAUAAUAGUAUGCCUAGCUAGGGGAAUGUUGGGUGCAACAAAAAGUUUAAUGCUUCUUUUGGGCUGUGGGGAUUGGUGGUUCUUCUCAUCAUCAAUGCGUACGUAUAUCUUGUAAAUUACCACUUUUACUUUAGCUUACUAGCUAGGAUAUAUUAGGGUACUGUUUGAUUAAUUAAGAGAGAGACUUUGGGUUUCUCAGAUUUGGUUAAUCAGGUUUAUAAUUUUUGUGUCUGAUUUUAAGAUGAUCGAUGGUGGUGUGAUCGAAUUUAUGUGAAGUAUAAGGUAUAAACUGAAUUUUCAUGUGAUUCGGGAUUGGUGUGUAUAUUAUGACAUUUUCAUCAA